Molecule: messenger RNA, 2587 nt
Organism: Musa acuminata AAA Group (dessert banana)
Lineage: Eukaryota; Viridiplantae; Streptophyta; Magnoliopsida; Zingiberales; Musaceae
Product: subtilisin-like protease SBT3.5
Exons: 11
Coding region: 252-2486 (744 amino acids)
Biological process (GO): proteolysis
Molecular function (GO): serine-type endopeptidase activity
Source: RefSeq, a predicted model, not a curated record
AUUCAAAGUUAGGAUCUCAUAAUGAUCUAUUAAAAUUUUACCCAACUAAACUGACAAGUGAGUGACAUCUCAUUUAGGGCCAUUUGAUCGAUUGUUCCUUUUGCACAUAUGGCACAGUAGGGUGCUUUUCAUUCCGAGCUACAACGGGUGAAUUCCGAUAUGAACAACAUCGGUGAUGUGUGUUGCACGACUAACACGGCUUAUAAGUAGCGCCAUUGCAGGAACGCUGCUCCUCCACAACCACAUGCAAGAUGGGUUCCCAACAUCUUCUAUCCUCUAUGCUUCUACUUCUCUUCCUAUCAAGCUUCAUCCAAAUGGCAGCACUUGGACGUACUCCAUCAUCGACCAAGCUGCUGUACAUAGUGUACAUGGGAGAGAGGCAACACGAAGAUCCAGACCUUGUGACUGCCUCGCACCACGAUAUGCUGUCUUCCGUACUAGGGAGCAAGGAGGAAGCCGUGAGUUCAAUUGUCUACAGCUAUAAGCAUGGCUUCUCGGGCUUUGCAGCCAUGCUUACAGAAUCUCAAGCACACCAAAUUGCAGAAUUGCCGGAGGUGAUCAGCGUCAAUCCAAGCCGCAGCGUUCCGCUGCAUACUACACGAAGCUGGGACUACCUUGGUCUUGGUUAUGAAAAACCCCAAUCCACAGGACUACUUCGAAGAGGCAACUUCGGCGAUGGCAUCAUCAUCGGAGUUGUCGACUCAGGCAUUUGGCCGGAGUCGAGAAGCUUCGACGACCAUGGUUACGGCCCCGUCCCAUCCCGUUGGAAAGGAACGUGUCAAGUAGGUCAAAACUUCACCAUCAAACACUGCAACCGCAAGAUCAUCGGUGCAAGAUGGUACGACAGAGGCGUCGACGAUUCCGACAUCAGCGUAGACUACCGUUCUCCCCGAGAUUUUCAGGGCCACGGAACCCACACGGCUUCCACCGCGGCCGGUUCAUUAGUGGGUAACGCGAGCUUCCAUGGCCUCGGUGCCGGCGUAGCAAGAGGAGGCGCUCCUCGUGCCCGGCUCGCCAUAUACAAGGCGUGCUGGGGAAGUAACAUAAGGUGCUCGGAUGCCGCCCUUCUAAAAGCGAUAGACGACGCAGUGCAUGAUGGUGUGGACAUCUUAUCACUCUCACUUGGGGACUUACUUUACCCAAUAUUUCCUUCCAUACAUGCGGUAGCAAAGGGGAUAACUGUGAUCUUCUCUGGAGGCAAUGACGGUCCCGUCACCCAGACCAUUGCAAAUGACCUGCCGUGGGUGAUCACGGUGGCAGCCAGCACCAUCGAUCGCUCGUUUCCUACCCUCCUAACCCUCGGAGACAACCGAACCGUGGUGGGACAAUCCAUCCUCUAUGAAUCCACCGAUGGAGGAUUCAAAGAGCUAGCAGAUGGUGGGAGUUGCUCGGACGCUCUGAAUUCGAGUGAUGUAGUCGGAAAGAUUGUGCUCUGUUACCAGCUUGCCAUCGCCUCAAGCUUACCACCCGUGCAAGGCUUUCAACCGGCUGCCAUUAAUGUUCAGGAAGCAGGAGGGAAGGGCAUUAUCUUUGCACAGUACUCCACCAACAUCCUCGACUUCAUCGACGAUAUUUGCACCGGCGGCGUAUGCGUCUUUGUAGAUUACGAGAUCGGCAAACAAAUAAAAGAUUAUGUAACGAAUACAAGAUCCCCGCUGGUGAAGGUGAGCCUAACGCAGGAUAUGGUCGGGAGUGGAGUUAUGUCGCCCAGGGUCGCAGCUUUCUCGUCGAGAGGGCCGAGUAUAAAGUUCCCAGAUCUAGUCAAGCCCGAUAUCACGGCUCCCGGAUUCCUUAUCCUGGCCGCAGUGAAAGAUUCCUAUGAGUUUAAGUCUGGAACAUCGAUGUCUUGUCCCCAUGUCUCUGGCGUAGCAGCUCUUCUUAAAGCAGCACAUCCCCAGUGGUCUCCUGCUGCCAUCAAAUCAGCACUCGUCACAACUGCUCAUACGACCAAUAAAUACGGCUUCCCCAUAGAAGCAGAGGGAGUUCCUCGAAAGCUCGCCGAUCCUUUCGACUUUGGCGGCGGUCACAUCGAUCGUAACAAAGCCGUUGAUCCUGGGCUUAUUUAUGACGUCGAUCCCAAAGACUACUUCAAGUUCUUCAACUGCACUCACGGUCCGUCGUUCACUAGUGGCUUGGUGGACAGUCGGCUGUAUCGCCUGAAUCUGCCCUCCAUCUCCAUUCCCGACCUGAAGAAGACACCACUGACGGUGUGGAGAACCGUGACCAAUGUGGGGGACACAGAUUCCAUUUACAGGGCAAUGGUGGAGUCUCCACCGGGUGUUAACAUGGUGGUUGAGCCUUAUCUUCUCCUGUUCAAUGCUUCCACGACGACGCACACCUUCGCGGUGACGUUCACGCCGCUUAUGAUGGUGCAAGGGGACUUCAACUUCGGAAGCUUGACAUGGUUUGAUGAUGGGAAGCACGCAGUAAGAAUUCCUAUCGCAGUUCGAGUGAUCAUUCGUGAUUCCUUCUCUGAUACCUCCUAAGGCUUGUGGUGGCAUCCGCUCUAUGUCGAGUACCAUGGCAAUAAGUUUGUAUGUUGAAGUCGUAUGGAGAAUAAAAAUUAACGUGGUACGUUGCUCUUGUA